AUGGCCUACGCUGCCGUGGUUUCUCUUCUGAAUAUUCUGGAUGAGCUCCAACAUCCGGAUCCACUUCAAAGCAUCCCAUAUCCUAGGGCACAAGUCCAACUCCUCCAUGAGAAGCUCAGCUACUUGCAACAAUUUCUCGAAAUGACUUUCUCUGGCGGAGAUCUGGAAGUCAACAUCAGAGAGGCCAUGUACGAAGCCGAAGACGUCUUCGAUUCCAAUCUCUCCAAUUUCGUCCUUUCCUCCGAAAGCGCAGGCUGGGCAGAAGAGAACUACAUGUCCAGCUUCUGUGAUGCCUUGGAGGGAGUCAUAAGUGCAGUCAAUUCCAUCGUCGAAAUGGCCGAGAAGAUUAGCCCUAAUGUUUCCGAUCGCCCCUUGUCGUCAAUACCAGAAGUCAGCCGCAGGAACAACUUGAUUGUGGGGCGUGAGGCUGACUUAAACCAUCUAACCGAUCGGCUCAUGGCGGGAUCUGACGCGCUCCAAACAGUUCCAAUUUUGGGGAUUUCCGGGAUUGGUAAGACUCAUCUCGCUCGAAUUGUUUAUGAGGAUCCAGACAUUGUGUCAAAAUUCAGAUUGCGUGCCUGGGUUAAAAUAUCCCAGGAAUACAGCAAAAAGGAGGUAUUGCUGAGCCUUCUGCAUUCCCUGAGAAAGCUCGGAAGUGGAAAGGGUCAGGAGCGUACGGAAGAUGAGCUGGCUAAGCUUCUCUUCAGAAUCUUGAGGUCGGGGAAUUAUCUUAUUGUGUUGGAUGAUGUUUGUAACCCUGAGGCCUGGGAUAAUCUUGAAGAAUUGUUCCCGGAUUACAAUAAUGGAAGCCGGGUCAUGUUAACAACGAGGCGAAAGGAAGUAGCUGAGUCUGCCGCCGGCAGCCAAGGGGGUUUUGAGGAAAUUUUACCCUUCAACGAGGAAGAAUCGUGGAGCCUGCUUCAGAGUGUGGUCUUUCGUUACAAGCCGUGCCCAGAGGAACUAGAAGAAACUGCGAGGCGCGUUUCGGGCAACUGCAAAGGACUCCCUCUAGCAAUAGUCACUGUUGGAGGGGUGCUUAUGGAGGCCGGCCCAAAGGAUUGGGAGAUUGCAGCUUCUUCUCUCGGUGACUGUGGCAACUGCGAUGAGCUCAUAGACGCAGUCAUGUUAUUGAGCUACAAGAGCUUGCGACAGCACGUCAAGCCGUGCCUUCUCUACAUGGGGAUUUUCCCAAAUAAUUACGAGAUACCCGUGGCGAAGCUCCUUAAAUUGUGGAUUGCUGAAGGAUUUAUUGAGAAGAUGAGCCAGCUUCAAAGCUUGGAGGAAGUGGCGGGGGAGUGCUUGUCGCAGCUUGUGGACAGAGGUAUCGUUUUGGUUUCUGAGCAGAGCCCCAUUGGCAAGACGAAAACUUGCAGGAUUGAUGGAGUUUAUCACGAGUUUCUGAAGAAGAAGGCUGAGGAGGAGAAGUUCUUCCAUGUUGUAAACGGCUACACAAGCUGUUUUCCGGAUGAAACUUGGACUCAGGGACGGUUUUGCAUUCUUAAUAACAUCCAUUUCGCCAACAGAGAUGAGUUGAAGGCAAAGGAAUCAGUUCCAACUGUGCGUUCUCUGCUUUUUGGUGGUGCACAAGAGCAGUUUCCAUUAUGGGUGCACUUAGAUUUCAAGCUGCUGAGGGUGUUGGAUGCUCUUAAAGUUCGGUUCUACAGUUUCCCAGAUGAAGUUCUCAAAUUAGUUCAUUUGAGGUACCUUGCUCUCACCUAUAACGGCGAGAUCCCCGAAUCCAUUUGUGGGCUUUGGAACCUUCGGUUCUUGAUUGUUCUUCGACAUCUCAGCAGCAAAAUCUCUGAAGCUGUGUCGCUUCUGCCGUUAGAGAUCUGGAAUCUGAAUGAAUUGAGGCAUCUCCAGUUGAUGGGAAGUGACUUGCCGGAUUCUUCCACACCAACUCCACGCCUAGAAAACCUUGUAACGCUUUUAGAUGUGAGCUCCCACAGCUGCACCCCAGGAAUUCUGCAACGAGUUCCCAACUUGAGGAAAUUAGGGGUUCGGAUUGAAUCACCAGCGUUAGAUGCUGCUGAAGAUUUCAGCUUUCUCACUCAUCUCAUCACUCUUCAACACCUUGAAUCAUUCAAAUGUGUAGUUAUGCAUCCUGAUUUUGCGUCUCAAGUUGUAUCUUCCAUUCCUUGCUUCCCCACCACUCUUACAAAGUUAUCUUUGAGUGGAUGUGGAUUGUCUUGGGAUAUUAUGAAGGUGAUUGCCAUACUGCCGAAUCUUGUAUCAAUGAAACUGCGAUGGUAUGCCUUCCGGGGCUCCGAGUGGAAGCAGGAGGGAGAUGGCCGCGAGCACAAGGACUUCCCACGGCUGAAAUUCUUACUGCUUGAAGACUUGGAUAUAGUGUGGUGGAAAGCCAGCAGCGGAAACUUCCCUUUGCUGACAAAUCUGGUUAUUAGGCACUGCUACAAAUUGCAAGAGAUCCCUAGUGGAAUUGGCAAUAUCCCAACAUUGAAAAAGAUAGAACUGGUUGAUUGCAGCUCAGCCGCGGUGAAGUCCGCCCAAAAGAUAAAGGAUGAUCAACGGAGCAAAGGAUUUAUUCAAGUCGACUUUCAUUCUUCACGUGAUGAUUAG
Salvia miltiorrhiza (redroot sage) is the source of this 2580-nucleotide messenger RNA. RefSeq names its product putative late blight resistance protein homolog R1A-10. The record is from RefSeq and is a predicted model, not a curated record. NCBI's taxonomy places the organism in Eukaryota, Viridiplantae, Streptophyta, Magnoliopsida, Lamiales, Lamiaceae. Gene Ontology annotation, biological process: defense response to other organism. Bases 1 to 2580 code for a protein of 859 amino acids. Gene Ontology annotation, molecular function: ADP binding. The transcript has a single exon.